Molecule: messenger RNA, 3377 nt
Organism: Lepisosteus oculatus (spotted gar)
Lineage: Eukaryota; Metazoa; Chordata; Actinopteri; Semionotiformes; Lepisosteidae
Gene: ilrun
Product: inflammation and lipid regulator with UBA-like and NBR1-like domains
Molecular function (GO): protein binding
Source: RefSeq, a predicted model, not a curated record
GCCAUGCGCAGUGAGCUUGUUGUUGGGUUGGUUGUUAUGACUGGCUGAGGCCUCGGACUAAAUUAGGAGAGAAACCCCCGCUGCCGCCCCGGGACACCCGCCAUGGAGGGCAUGGACAUGGACCUGGACCCGGAGCUCAUGCAGAAAUUCAGCUGCAUGGGCACCACCGACAAGGACGUCCUGAUCUCCGAGUUCCAAAGGCUUCUUGGGUUCCAGCUGAACCCGGCCGGCUGCGCCUUCUUCCUGGAUAUGACCAACUGGAACCUGCAGGCAGCCAUCGGGGCGUACUACGACUUUGAGAGCCCCAACAUCAACGCACCAUCAAUGUCAUUUGUCGAAGACGUGACAAUCGGAGAGGGAGAGUCAGUGCCCCCUGACACACAAUUCACAAAAACCUGGAGGAUACAGAACACAGGGACGGAAUCCUGGCCCCCCGGCGUGAGCUUGAAGUACGUGGGAGGCGACCAGUUUGGCCAUGUGAACAUGGUGAUGGUCCGGUCCCUAGACCCCCAGGAAGUGACGGACGUCAGCGUGCAGAUGCGGAGCCCGGCAGCGCCCGGCAUGUACCAGGGCCAGUGGAGGAUGUGCACGGCUACGGGACUCUUCUACGGGGAUGUGAUCUGGGUGAUCUUGAGUGUGGAGGUGGGCGGGCUCCUGGGCGUCACACAGCAGCUGUCCUCCUUCGAGACCGAGUUCAACACCCAACCGCACCGCAGCGUGGAGGGCAACUUCAACCCCUUCGCCUCGCCGCAGAAGAACAAGCACCCCUCCAGCGACGAGGACAACAGCCUCAAGGACCCGGGGGGCCCCUGGGAGGCAACACCAGACCGAAUCCAGCAGGAUCAAAAUGGACUGUCACACAACUCUGUAAAUAUAGCACCAAACGGUCUCCAAAACAACCUAUCAGUAGUGACUUACAGCCAGGGUAUCCACGGCCCCUAUCCUUUUGGACAGUCUUAAAACCCGGGAAUCACUGUGCAGUGGCACUGGAUAUUCCCCACGUGGGGGAGGCUGGGGGUGUAGAGAUCUCUUACUGACACUUGGCAGGCCCCUCUCCUCUCCACAGCAACCCAAAAGACAAACCGAAGACGAGGCCGCAUCGUUUGUUCCGUUCCUGGUAAAUAAUACAGCAGACAUCGACAAAGCCCAGCGUAUGCAUGUAUGAAUGCUAAAUUAAAAAAGGAGUGCUAUACGUCUUUUAAAACAAGAUGAGAGACACGUUUUUUUAGUUGUCAUCACAGAUAAUUAAGUAGAGAGCGAGAGUGAGUGGAAGUGUGGGUGAGUGUGUGACACGCAAGAGAGAAAAGAGGGGAAAAGCCAUUUAUUGAGCGAUUGUAGGUUUUGAGCAAAUGUUUAAAUUUAUUGACUUGUUCCUAUACAUUUUCUUUUAGUGAUAAGCUCAUGGUGUAUACUUUUUGGGUAGGUUUGUUUUUCCAGCUUUUGGUGUAUUCAUUUUUCAUCAUAUGAAAGAAGUUGUUUUGGAGGGGGGGUGAUUCCCAGAGGAGAAAAAUGAAACGAUUUUGGUAUUUUCAAAUCCAGUUCCCUCUCCUAGCUUCUGUUCUACACUGCCUUUUCAUUCAGUUUUUCACAUUUGACAGUGAUGUACAAAAGUUCAGUUCAGUCUGAUUUUUGGGAUCACUCAAGAGAGUCACAAGUCAGCGAUAUGAGCACUGCCAUUAGAUUGAAAUGCCUUAAAAUGGGUUGUGACGGAGGCGCAGAACCACAGUACUCCAGCAGAGGGAAGUAAAGUACAAAUCCAUAAUCACGCCUCUUCGUUCAAGUUGGUGCUACUGCAGAAGCCAGAGAAUAUAUAUCGCUGAUGUUUUUAGAAGGAGCGUGCUUUUUCUGAGUGCGGGACUGUCGUUACACUCUUGGGGAACAGCCCCUGCAGCGAGUCCAGCACGAGGAGUUUUACAUUACACUCGUCGGAGAGUGUUUUUUUUUUUAGCCAUCUCAGGGGUGAGGAUUCAGAAAACCUUAGCAGCCCAAAAGCAGUCUUUGCGAGAACCACUGCUGUUUUAAUGUCUGCCGUCAUCAAGUGGGGUCAGUGUGGUAGGCUCUAGUUCCUGCCUCAUGGUUUCAGGUUGGCAACUUCCCCCUGUUCUUUUCUGAUUCCCUAAGCAACACCUGAGUCCACAAAGGCAAGCCUUCCUGCCGACGCUGGGGAACUGACACUCUCACUUUGAGUAUGGAGGUGACCAUGUGAAACAAAAAAUCAAGCUUCACCUCCUGAACUGACACUACAGGCUGCAAACCUGUUUUUUUUUCCUUGUAAAGUACUGUGAAGAGAAAGCCACUCGCUUAGCAUGAUACUAUCUGGAAGAUCGGUUAUCUUCGUAUUCAGAAAGGGCAUCACACAGAUUAUUUGGGCAGCUAUCAGACUCCUUUCCACAUAACUGUAUGAGCCUCCUGCACACAUAAUAAGCACCGCUAUACUGCAAGGAAAAUGUUUUUUUUAUGGUGCACAAAUUGCAAUCCUGCCUCAGAACACCGCAAGGGGUGUCAAAGCAGGAGAGAAGACAAGCCAGCCAAACGUCAGCAUGCAGAAAUGUGCUUUUGUAGCUCUCCCAUCGUGAAGCCUUAUCUGCUGGAAAGGAGAUCGCUUGUGUCUCCCCAGAUUUGAAAUGUUCUGAAGCCAUAUCGGAUAGCAAAAGAUGUCACAAUUUGUUUCUUUUGCAGUACGGUGCAGCAGUUAGCCGAUUGUGCACGCCUUCACACCAGGAACAAACCAUUUAAUAACCCGUGAGGGUUUUCCAAAUAGAUCCUCAUCCAGUCUUCCACUGUGAGCUAACCUCUCACCAUUGCCGAUCCUGCUCUCCGGACUAUUGCUCCCCCCUUCUCCAGUCUGAAGGUUGUAUUUGACACCGAAGCUCUGUAAACCAAAGUGGUCCUUGAUCAAGCAGUCAUCACAUGUAAUUUCCGCAUUCAGCUUCGACUUGCAGCCCAAACUACCGUCACUCAGGGCAGACUACACCUGUUUCUUGUUUACCUUUCAUUUCGUUAUUACGGCAAUCCAUCACACUCAGCUCUGCCGCUGGCUGUUUGUUUUCACAAGAGCUGAUACCGCAAGCCACCUCAUCCCAAAAAGUAUACACUGUUCGUUUUGUUCUUUCCUUUUUCUCUCUCUCUUUCCUGGGCUGGAUUUCUACUCUUCUUCUUCUUUGUGCGAUUGUGAGUUUGAGUCCUUGCCCGAUGGUGUUGUUUUUUUUUUUUGGUGAGUUUUUGCGCAGGGUUGGCAUGGCAGGCGGGGGCGACUCUGAAGUCCGAGUCUGAUAGCACAUUUAAGAAAAAAUGUCAAAGAAACGAAAGCUUCUUUUUUUCUGUAUGUAAAAAAAAAUGAACAUUUGUAUGAUUAAAUUAACACUGAAAGAAACCUA